This is a messenger RNA of Astyanax mexicanus (Mexican tetra), 3380 nucleotides long. RefSeq names its product 3-monooxygenase/tryptophan 5-monooxygenase activation protein, gamma polypeptide 1 (gene ywhag1). The coding region runs from base 224 to 967 and encodes 247 amino acids. Gene Ontology annotation, biological process: signal transduction. Gene Ontology annotation, molecular function: protein kinase C binding. Gene Ontology annotation, cellular component: cytoplasm. The transcript has 2 exons. Lineage: Eukaryota; Metazoa; Chordata; Actinopteri; Characiformes; Acestrorhamphidae. The record is from RefSeq and is a predicted model, not a curated record.
UCCGUAGUGCACGCGCUCACAGCGGGGAGCAGCUGCAGCAGCGAGCAGGAGCAGGUCCGGGACGCACGCGCCGCCGUGUUCGUUAACGCUAGCUGUCUACCGCAUCGUCACCGAGAGCCCACGAGCCACCGCACACACCUUCAGCAGGUCCCCCCUCAGACUUCAGCUCGAGCCGCGCGAGCCACGAAAAGGCACCCCACAAAAAAACCCAUAAGAACCGACCAUGGUGGACCGCGAACAGCUGGUUCAGAAAGCCAGGCUGGCCGAGCAGGCUGAGAGAUACGACGACAUGGCAGCUGCCAUGAAAUCGGUAACGGAGCUGAACGAGGCUCUGUCCAACGAGGAGAGGAACCUUCUCUCAGUGGCCUACAAGAACGUGGUGGGAGCUCGGCGCUCCUCUUGGCGCGUCAUCUCCAGCAUCGAGCAGAAGACCUCUGCUGAUGGCAAUGAGAAGAAGAUCGAGAUGGUCCGCGCCUACCGCGAGAAGAUCGAGAAGGAGCUGGAAGCCGUGUGUCAAGACGUGCUCAACCUUCUCGACAACUUCCUGAUCAAGAACUGCAGCGAGACCCAGCACGAGAGCAAGGUCUUCUACCUGAAGAUGAAGGGAGACUACUACCGCUACCUGGCCGAGGUGGCCACGGGCGAGAAGCGCUCGGCUGUGGUGGAGUCCUCCGAGAAGUCGUACAGCGAGGCCCACGAGAUCAGCAAGGAGCACAUGCAGCCCACGCACCCCAUCCGCCUGGGCCUGGCCCUCAACUACUCCGUCUUUUACUACGAGAUCCAGAACGCGCCCGAGCAGGCCUGCCACCUGGCCAAGACGGCCUUCGACGACGCCAUCGCCGAGCUGGACACCCUGAACGAGGACUCCUACAAAGACUCCACCCUCAUCAUGCAGCUCCUGCGAGACAACUUGACGCUCUGGACGAGCGACCAGCAGGAUGACGAAGGAGGCGAGGGCAACAAUUAAACAGAGGAGCUCGGCCGUGAGGUGAAGACCUUCGAGAAUACCCGUUUCCUAGCCGUAACACAAAACACGCGUGCUCACAAAACAAAGAAAAACAAAAAAGUUAAGUGAAAAACGAAAGUUAAAGUGAAAAAUUGACAGAUAGGGGAGCCUGGUGGAGCUUUGGCGGUCAUCUCGGUCGGCUGUUGGUUACUACCACAGCUGCAGCUCUUUAUUUUUCCACAAAUUGCCUCAAUUAAAAUAGAUUUAAACUCAAUUGACAAAAGUAAAAACAAGAGGUACGCCUCUAAUUCAAAAUAUUGUGUUUAAGUUAAUAAUAAAAAUACAGAAUAGAUAUUUAUAAAAACCCAGUUUCCGCAGUUGCCUCUGCAACGCUUGCCAAAACACCACUUUGAGGAAGAAACGCCUGUCAGUAAGUCAGUCAGUACUAAAUGACUAGGGUUGAAAUACACCCAAACACUGGCAUAGGGACUGUUCUUGUAGUGAAAUGAAAUGAAGUUGAGCUGCUUAUUUAUAAGUAAGGAUGAAGUAUUUUGAACUGUCAGGGGAGGAUAUAUAUUGAAGCUUGAGCAGAUUAAAAAAAAAAAAAGACAAAAAAAAAAAAUAUCAACAUGAAGUAAAAACUUGAAUGUCAUCGCCUCGCAAAAGUUAGAGUUUGCAGACGGGCUCCAGUGAGUGUGAAAGGGGGUUGUGUUGUUUUUUUUCUAUGUUAAAUAUAAUUGUGGAUCCAGAAAUAUAUAAAUGCGCCACCCAAAACUACUUCUUCUUCUUUAUAAAAAAGAAAAAUGAAUACAUUAGGCAAUUAGAAAUUCUCCACAAUGAUUUAAAAAUAUCACUGUGGUUGCAGACUGCAGGUCUACUGUUCUCAAAACAGCAGUUUACAAUGUAUUACUUAUACAGUACACAGCAGUAUACAAUAUACAGUAGCCUAGUACAGUGUUCCGCCUAUUAAAUACAGUGCUAGCUCCUUUAAAAAAAGUCUAAUUAAAUCAAAUUGUUGUCCUUUAAAUUACAUGAAAGAAAGUUCAUAUUAUUAUCAUUAUUAUUACAAUUAUUAUUAUUACUACUACUACUGAGAUAAUUUGGACUUUUAUGAUGCCAAGUUUGAGGAAAGUAUUAUUAAGUCAUUACAAUAUACCAACCAUAUCCCACAGCAUUCACCAUAUACUGUAUAUUAUUAUAAUUAUUAUUAUUACAUCUGUCUUGUAGUGACGUUACUUCAAAAAGUAAUCUGUCCUAGCAAGAAAUGAUUGAGAAAUAUCAGAAAAUUAGAAAUUCUCAUGGCUUUGACCUGCAAAAUUAAUUCUUCUACACAAUCUCUAAUCACUCGGAUCCCUGUUGUGAUACACUGAACGAACGAAUGAACAAAAAACAAACAAACAAAUGAACAAACGAACGAAUCAACUGAACUGGAACCAUUAGCUGUUUUUCUUUAUCGUUGGACUGAGCGUACAGUUAGAGACAGAACACUGGCAAUGUCAGAACAGGAGUUUAUCUGAAAGCAGCUUUGAGGUUUGUGGUAUUUUUUUCUUCUUUUCUUUUUUUUUUACGUUUACUUUUUUAAUUUUCAAAAAAAAAAUGCACUUGCCUAUUAUACUGUUUCUCAGUGUAAGAUGAUUAAUGCUCCAAUAUUCUCCAUAAUACAAUAUUGUGCAUGCUGGUGAUGUAUUUAUACUGUAGCUUGACUUUAUUAACUUAAAAAAAAAAAGAACCUGUAGAUGUUAUGUAUUCAUAUGAACAAGAAAUGACUAGAAUUCAAUCUAUUAUUUUCUAUUUAUUACUUUCUAUUGGAUUGUUUAAAUUUAUUAUGAAUAUGAUUUGUCUAAUUUAUUAUUUUUUCUCUUGCUGAAGUACUACGCUAUGCCAAAACAGUGAUUGUUAACCAUUAAUUGAUCUGUUAUGGGCGUGGCUAUAUAUUGAAAUGCGAUUCUUGUAUUUGGGUUUUAAUAAACAAAAGAAGCGAAAACACAAAAAAAGCAAAAGACAUUGAAACGCCAGUGUUAGCUUAUAACACUUCCUGUCUGGUGUUUAGUCAUGGUGAAAUUGAGGUCACAUUGUAAAACGAAUUUAAUGUUGUUCUUUGGAUGACCUUUCCUCUUGUGCUUUUUUUUUUCUUCUUUUGCUUUUCUUUUUUGUCAUAUUAUACAGUGAGAUAUUGAAGAUGAAUCCGUGUUUUAUCAUUUCCUCAGAUGAUGCGUUUCUGUAUGGAAAUCACUCAUGGACCAUGUUUUAUUAUUUUUUGGGUUGUUUUUAAUUUUAUUUUAACUUUAUUUUUUUACUUUUAGCUGUCUCUCCUGAUAUCUUAAAUGUGAGUCAUGUAGCGGAUGCACAAGAGAAAAUUAUUAAUAAUAACUAAUAAUAAUAAUGAUGAUAAUAAAACGUGAAUUAAAACAGAACAACGCUCUUCUAACCACAA